Messenger RNA from Closterium sp. NIES-65, 1242 nucleotides. The record is from the annotation of a GenBank genome assembly. NCBI's taxonomy places the organism in Eukaryota, Viridiplantae, Streptophyta, Zygnematophyceae, Desmidiales, Closteriaceae.
AUGGCGACAGCAGCGGCUCGUCCGCUCGUGACAGUUCAGCCGUACGACGAGGCCGGCGCGCCGCAGCAGGCGGCGCUCCCCGCGGUGUUCCUCGCGCCGAUCCGCAGCGAUGUCGUUAAGUUCGUGCACGCGAUGGUUUCGAUGAACAAGCGCCAGCCGUACGCCGUCAGCACCAAGGCCGGCCACCAGACGUCCGCCGAGUCCUGGGGUACCGGUCGCGCCGUGUCGCGUAUUCCCCGCGUUCCCGGCGGCGGUACGCACCGCGCGGGACAAGGAGCCUUCGGUAACAUGUGUCGCGGCGGUCACCUGUUCGCGCCGCUCCGCAUCUGGCGCCGCUGGCACCGCAAGGUGGAUAUUCUGACUCUUUCCCCGCUAAAGCAGAUUCGAUAUAGAUACGGGGAAGAACAUGCGGUCCCCAUCAAGAUGCGCCGCCAUGCGGUCGCCUCCGCCAUUGCCGCUUCCGCCGUGCCCGCGCUCGUCCAGGCGCACGGCCACGCCGUCAGCAAGGCGCCGGAGCUGCCGCUGGUGGUGGGCAACGAGAUCGAGGCGGUCGAGAAGACCUCUUCCGCGCUGAAGGCGCUGAAGCGCAUCGGCGCGUACGAUGACGUGGCGAAGGUGAUUUCGAGCAAGAAGAUCCGGCCCGGCAAGGGCAAGAUGCGCAACCGGCGGUACCUGAGCAAGAAGGGCCCGCUCAUCGUGUACGGCACGGACGGCGCCAAGCUCACCAAGGCCUUCCGCAACAUCCCCGGCGUGCAGGUGGUGGCGGUCGAGAAGCUGAGCGUGCUCGAUCUCGCCCCCGGCGGCCGUGUCGGGCGCUUCGUAAUCUGGACGCAGAGCGCGUUCGACAAGCUCGAGGGGCUCUUCGGGUCGUUCUCGCAGGCGCCCACCAUGAAGCGCGACUUCCUGCUGCCGCGUGCCGCCAUUGUCAACUCGGACAUCACGCGCAUCAUCAACAGCGACGAAGUGCAGAGUGUGUGCCGGCCGAAGAGGGUGGCGCCGAAGCCGCUGCACCGCCUGAAGCGCAACCCGCUGAAGAACCGCACGGCCAUGGCGGUGCUCAACCCCUUCGCCGCGGAGAAGCGCAAGCAGGCCGCUGAGGCUGCCGCCCAGCCCAAGGCCAAGAAGGCCCGCGAGACGGAGGAGGCCAAGAAGGCAGGAGAGUCAUGGUACCAGACCAUGAUUUCAGACUCGGAUUACCUCGAAUUCGAAAACUUCACCAAGUGGCUCGGCGUGUCUGAGUGA